This is a messenger RNA of Nicrophorus vespilloides, 1422 nucleotides long. RefSeq names its product mortality factor 4-like protein 1 (gene MRG15). The record is from RefSeq and is a predicted model, not a curated record. The coding region runs from base 388 to 1362 and encodes 324 amino acids. Gene Ontology annotation, biological process: chromatin organization; regulation of DNA-templated transcription. The transcript is spliced from 3 exons. Gene Ontology annotation, cellular component: nucleus; NuA4 histone acetyltransferase complex. Lineage: Eukaryota; Metazoa; Arthropoda; Insecta; Coleoptera; Silphidae.
GCAGUUGCAUACUCGAAGUGAUUUCAGUUUGGCUUGGCUGUUGAAAGUGAAACAAAUUUUUUUGAGAGUUGGUUGUUAUUUGCGAAGGAUUUACUGAAACAAUAGGAAGCAACAAUUGCGUGGAAUCGGUGGAACGUCGUUCGUUUUAGUAAUUGGAGAUAUAAAGUCGGACAUUUGGUGGAAUUUGGUCGUACAGGAGGUCCCCACAAAUAACAUCAACCAACCCCCUGUCUCUACCAACGUUAAUUAAAUACGUAAACAAAUCCCCAGAGCGUGCGACCCGGCCUGGCCUGGUGAUUUGCAGCUGUUGAUCAAAGGUAUAAGCAGUUCCAUUGUUUAUGUUUGGUUUGUAUCGACUGCAAGCUGCAAUCCAAGAAGCCAAGCGAAAUGCCCCCAAAGCUGAAGUUCGCUGACGGUGAGAAAGUUCUGUGUUUUCACGGACCACUGAUAUAUGAAGCCAAGUGUUUGAAAUCUACAAUUACUAAGGAUAAGCAGGUUAAAUACUUCAUUCAUUAUGCUGGUUGGAAUAAGAAUUGGGAUGAAUGGGUGCCGGAGAGCAGAGUCUUGAAAUAUAAUGAGGCGAAUGUUGCCAAGCAGAAGGAAGUCCAGAAGGCUCAUUCCAAUCAGCCAGCAAAAGCCAAGAAGACAAAAGCGCGCAAGAGCGAGACCACCAAAGAUACUGAUUCACGGGCGAGCACACCAACCAUAGACACAGCCGCGAAGAUCCCGGUGAAGAGCAAGCCAAGCACCCCGUCGAGCAGUCAGGAUUCAAGUUCAGAUGUGCCCAAGAAGAAGAGAGGUAGACUGGAUCCAUCUGUGGAGUCGGAGGAGCAGUUCUUGAGCAAAGUUGAGGUUAAAGUGAAGAUUCCCGAUGAGCUGAAACCCUGGCUGGUGGACGACUGGGACGCAAUCACGAGGCAAAGGAAGUUGGUCAAUCUACCGGCGAAGAUCACCGUCGACCAGAUCCUGGAUAAUUAUAUAGCGUACAGAAAGUCGAUCAAAUCGAACAAUUCCAGCAAGGAGUCGGCCACAAUUGAGAUCACGAACGGCAUCAAGGAGUACUUCAACGUGAUGCUGGGCACGCAGCUGCUCUACAAAUUCGAGCGGCCGCAGUACGCGGAGAUCUUACAGAAUCACGGUAAGAUGCCGAUGUCACGAAUCUACGGUGCCAUCCACCUGCUGCGACUCUUUGUCAAGCUUGGCUCUAUGCUAGCUUACACUCCGUUAGAUGAACGAAGUAUACAGUUGCUGCUGCAGAAUAUCCAGGAUUUCCUCAAGUACAUGUUCAAGAACAGUGCGACGUUAUUCAAUUUGCAAGAUUACGGUAAUGCUCCUCCAGAGUAUCACAGAAAGGCCCUAUGAUACAAUCUUUUCUUUUGAGUUUAACAAUACCAUUAUUUUUUCUUCUAUUAUUAUUUUUUU